Messenger RNA from Kwoniella shivajii, 474 nucleotides. RefSeq lists its product as uncharacterized. NCBI's taxonomy places the organism in Eukaryota, Fungi, Basidiomycota, Tremellomycetes, Tremellales, Cryptococcaceae. The transcript has 3 exons. The record is from RefSeq and is a predicted model, not a curated record. Bases 1 to 474 code for a protein of 157 amino acids.
AUGUCUGACCCUAUACCUUCUUCUUCUUCUCCUCCUCCUCCCUCUUCCCCAACUCCAUCUUCCUCAACUCCAUCUUCUUCAUCAUCUGGUCCAGCACUAUCAUCUUCUCGAUUCGCCUUACCAGGCAAACGAUCACCUGAGAAAGUAUAUACUGGGCCAUCGGCCAAUACGCUUUCAGCACCGCGCACGAGAUCCCAAGCCGAAAAGUACUUUGCAAGAGUCGCCAAUGAGAAUGUACUUCCAACAAGAGCGAACAAGCUAUUAGGUGUUGGAGGAUGGGUGAUAGGUGGAUUCGCAUGCUUUUAUAUGGCCUUGUUCGCAGAUUUCGGAGAAAGGGAACACGUUUUUUCACCUGUGCGAAGACAAUAUGAUAUUCUCAAAAGAUCAAUAUUCACUUUAUCUCCUAGUGAACGUCAUAUGAUGAGUAUCGAAAAUCGCGUAGGAGAAAAUGAAACGAACAGGCCUCCUUCAUAA